Messenger RNA from Centruroides sculpturatus (bark scorpion), 533 nucleotides. RefSeq lists its product as uncharacterized. The coding region runs from base 1 to 531 and encodes 176 amino acids. Lineage: Eukaryota; Metazoa; Arthropoda; Arachnida; Scorpiones; Buthidae. The record is from RefSeq and is a predicted model, not a curated record. The transcript is spliced from 2 exons.
AUGAUGACUGAAGAAAUUGAUACCACAUUCCUUACAGAACAAUCGAUGUUAUCAAGUGACGAUGAUGAAAGUUGGGACGCUUCAAUAAUUCAGUCAGAAGGAAAAUUACAUCUGUUUAGUCAAAUUGAACCAGAAUUACCUCCUCCUCGAUGUUCAACCCUAAUACUCAGAGAAGGCGGGUUCGAUUUCGACGAACUUAUAAGAAACUGUGAUGCUUACUGGGCCGAGUUUUCACCCUCGGAUUUGGAUUAUAUAAAAUAUUCGGAUUAUAUAGAAGAGAAACAGGAGAAAACGAAUCCUCCCUUCAAAAAUGUGCUUCUAUUAUCACUUUUGACAUUAUUUUCAACUAUGCCGAAGGAUUUAUGUGAUAAACUCCAACGCGCGCUCCAAAGAUUAGAACUGAAAUAUAACGUCGAAUACCUGAAACGAAAAUAUAAUAACUUACUGAAAUUGAAACAAAAACGUCAAAAUUUAAUCUCUGAAUCCAAAAACGAUCAGGAUAAUCCUUCAACAUCUGCAAACGUGGAAUAAAA